CACACCGACUGAAGACAGGGAGCGCACCAUCAUUCAAUCUCACACCUCCCUCCCUCCCGGCUCGCCGCCGCAUCUCACCACCCCAAACUCACCAUGAAGCCGCAAAUCCUCCUCAGCACAGCCCUCCUCGCCACCGGCGCGGCCGCCAUCGGGCCCGCCAGCCCCUCCCUAGGGCGGCGCCUCAAGGGCAAGCCGGAGAAGCUGGCCAACUGGCGCUGGCCGAACCCCUUCACCUCGGCCAAGCACAGCCAAUUCGCGCCGGCGUGCACCGCCGAGCGCGCCUUCCCCGCGCAGGAGUUCAUCCUGGACGACCUGUCCGACCACCCGCCGCGGGGCCUGCUGCCGUACCGCGAGGCGCUCAAGGAGGUCUUCUCCUCGCGCGAGUACCCCGGCAGCUGGGACGGCAUCGACCCGCACGGCUACGACCGCAACCUGCUGCUCAUGGCGUACACGGACGUGCCGCUGGCCGUGCGCGAGUGGAUCGAGGCGCAGGAGCGCGGGGACGGCGGGCCCGGAAAGGGCCUGUUUGCCGUCUUCCGCCGGCCCAAGGAGGGGUAUGAUGUCCUUUCGCCCAUCCGGGUGCCGGAGGAGGUGCCCGUCAGCGAGGAGUGGCGGGCGAGGGACGAUGGGCGGGUCGUGGUCUUCGCGCCGGGCGCGCUGCAUGAGGUGCUGCCGCUCUGGGUCGCCGAGGGGAGUGAGUGCGAGGAGUCGCUUCGCGAUCUCACCAAGUACAGCGCCGAUCUGGUCGACGGCGGCGUGGUUGCCUACCCGGUGCACCACAGCACUCCGCAGCGGGCGCGGAACAAGCGGGAUAUCGAGUUCCGCGUCAAGGCUGAGGUGCUGAAGAAGAAGGAGGAGGGCGAGGAUGCCGCCGAGACGGCGACGACCACGGCCACGGCGGAGAAAGUCGAGAAGACGGGAGAAUCGGAGACGGCCAAGUCCGAAGCAGCGGCCGAGACCAAGAGCGCCGAGCGGGACGAGCUAUAGAGCAGUUCGGACGAGAGGAGUAAGGGAAACCAAAAAGGCUAUGUAUUAUCCACGGAGUUGGCUUCCAGGGCAUGUUGUGUCGGUCGUCAUGGUGUUCGAGGCG
Molecule: messenger RNA, 1090 nt
Organism: Thermothielavioides terrestris NRRL 8126
Lineage: Eukaryota; Fungi; Ascomycota; Sordariomycetes; Sordariales; Chaetomiaceae
Exons: 2
Coding region: 94-987 (297 amino acids)
Source: RefSeq, a predicted model, not a curated record